This is a messenger RNA of Parnassius apollo (apollo), 1932 nucleotides long. The record is from the annotation of a GenBank genome assembly. Lineage: Eukaryota; Metazoa; Arthropoda; Insecta; Lepidoptera; Papilionidae.
AUGAUAUUGGCCGGGGCGCAAAUCGUGGACGAUCACAGUGUGGCCUACCGGCCGGAAAACAUGCCAGAAACAGUGAAAUCAAGUGUGACACCAGCUAUCAAGGAAGGCUCAUCCUCUCAAGACGCGCAAGUCGUCGCGAAAAUCCCAAAGAGGGAUCUAGUCGAUAUCCAGUUUACAAAUAUCACAUGCACAGUCAGCUUGGGAAUCAAUAAAGGACACAAACAAAUUCUACAUGGCGUGAAUGGACGCUUGCGACCAAAUCAACUAAUUGCUAUAAUGGGACCAUCAGGCGCUGGAAAAUCGACACUGCUAGACGUACUCUCUGGAUAUCGUAUCACCGGCGUCGCAGGAGCCGUAUUCAUUAAUGGAAGAGGCCGAAUUCUGAAAAGAUUCAAGCGCAUGUCGUGCUACAUCCAGCAAGACGACCGGCUACAGGGCUUACUAACCGUGGGCGAGAACAUGGCGCUCGCAGCGGACCUUAAACUGCCCACCAAGUUAGAUAAAUACGAGAAGGGAGAAGUUAUCGAGGACAUCCUGACGAACUUGGGUCUGUACGAACACAUGAACACGCGCGCGGCACAGCUGUCCGGCGGGCAGAGGAAGCGGUUAACUAUAGCGCUGGAGCUCAUAAGCAAUCCACGCAUUAUGUUUCUCGACGAACCAACAACCGGCUUAGACAGUUCUUCCUGUACACAAGUUGUGCAGCUUUGCCGGAGUCUGGCGCACCAGGGCCGUACCAUCGUGUGCACAGUCCACCAACCCUCGGCUUCUCUGUUCGCCCUCUUCGACCACGUGUACGUGUUGGCAGCGGGCUACUGUAUGUAUCAAGGCACGACGCGGAAUCUCGUCCCUUACCUUGAGCAAGCAGGAAUACCCUGCCCGAUGUACCACAAUCCAGCUGAUUAUAUAAUCGAAUUGGCUUGUGGGGAAUAUGGUGAAGACAAGAUCGGAUACUUGACCACUAGAGCAGAAAACGGCAAGGAUCUCAGCUGGUUCGAUAAUCCAGAUACCAUUCCCACAAUGGAGGGUUUAAGAAAACAGUAUCCGUUAAGCGUGCUCAAGGAACAGGACACGGGGCCUGGGGAAGAAGAAACUUCGCAGUCCAACCAGAGAAUGGUGCUCAUAAAAAGAGGGUUCUUGAAAGCUAAACGCGACGCCAUGUUAACGCACCUGAGGCUGUUGGUGAACGUCAUAGUGGGUAUCAUGCUGGGCAGUCUGUUCGUCAAGGCUGGCAACGAGGGUAAUAGGGUUAUAGAAAACUACAAUCUGCUGUUCGCUAUACUCAUGCAUCACAUGAUGUCGCCAAUGAUGCUCACCAUUCUUACAUUCCCUUCCGAGAUGUCGAUAUUAAUAAAGGAGCACUUCAACCGCUGGUACUCGCUGGGGUCUUAUUAUAUUUCUAUUACGCUAGUGGACUUGCCGAUCUCUAUAGUCUCGUGCGCGGUGUUCAGUGUGAUAGUGUACACCAUGUCUUCGCAACCACUUGAGAUCGUCCGCUUCCUCAUGUUCUUUGCGAUCUCGCUGUACACGGUGCUCGUUGCACAGAGCCUCGGUCUCAUGAUCGGUGCCGUCUUCAACGUCGUUAACGGAACGUUUCUCGGGCCAACUAUCUCUGUGCCAAUGAUGAUGUUUGCGGGCUUCGGGGUCACACUACGGGACCUACCCCCCUAUUUAUAUUGGGGCUCGUAUAUCUCUUAUUUAAGAUAUGGCCUCGAGGGGCUCAUCGGAGCGAUCUACGGACUCGAACGGCCUACGCUGGAUUGUGAUCAGGCCGUAUACUGCCAUUACAAACACCCAAAGACGUUUUUAAAUAUAAUCGCCAUGUCUCCUGACAUGUUCUGGUGGGACGUGCUGGCCCUUACCAUCUUUGUUGUCGUCCUGCGAGUGGCUGCAUUCUUACUUCUUAAAUGGAAGCUCAAAGCUAUACGAUAA